AUGGCAGCGUCAAAAGACCGCAACUCCUCGCCAACCGUCGCCAUCAUUGGCGCUGGCCUCACCGGUCUCCUUGCGGCUCAAGCCCUCAAAAAUGUCAGUAUACCCAUCAACGCCUCCUUCUCCCCCAACAUGUUCUUUCCCUUGUUCCAGUUGCUGACAAUCGUCAAGAACGGCUUCCAAGUCCUUAUUUACGACUCCGAAGUACACCUCAACUCGCGCCUGCGCGACUGGACCAUCCUCCUCCACUGGGCUCUCCCCAUCUUCUCCUCCCUCCUCCCGCCUUCCAUUUUCGCCAACUUUGAUAGCGCCAUCAGUAACCCUCACUUAGAGUUUGACGACUGGGCCGAGACACUGCCCAUGUACAAUGGCGAAACAGGCGAUCUAAUCUUCAAGAGCGCGGUACCCGGCAGCCGAAGGAUUACGAGGCGGGGAUUGCGGGAGGUGUUGAGCGAAGGACUUGAUAUCCAGUGGGGAAGGAAAGUGACCAGCCUGGAUACUGAGUCUGAUUCGGAGAAGGUGAAGGUCACGCUUGAACAGGAAGACGGAGUGGAAGAGGAAGUAUGGGCGGAUUACGUCCUCGGCACGGACGGGGCUGGUUCAAAAGUGAGGGAGAUCCUGUUUUCGAAUCAGGAAAAUGGAGAAGAAAAGGCCAAGGUCAAGAGGAGCGGGUUUAUGAUCGGGACUUGUAUCGUUGAUUAUCAGGAUGAUGGAGAGAUGGUGCAGAAGGUACUGAAGAAGCAUCCUGUCACGUCUCUGGUGAUGAGUCGAGGGGCUGUUGGUGGGUUUGGAGUCCAAUAUACAACCUCCUCCCCAUCCUAUCCUUCUUCCGACCUCAAGCACACGAUCUUCUGGACCAAAAUCUGGAAAGGUUCCCUCUCCAGCACCCCCAACCUUCCACGCAAGGGUCCCGCCGCCGUUCGCUACCUCAAACAGUCCUGGCAAGGACUCUCACCUGAUUUUCAAGUCCUCUUGGACUCCACGCCUGAAGACGAGACUCACACCAAGGCCUUCAUCGACGAAAUGGGUACCUGGAUCGCUCAACCGUUCGAUAAUCGUAACGGAAGAGUGACGCUGGCUGGAGACGCGGGACAUCCGAUGCUCAUUUUGCGAGGACAGGGGUUUCAGCAUGCUGUUACUGAUGUGCAUAAUUACGUGCAGGCUUUGCUGGCGAUCAGAGAUAGUGGAGCGGAUAGGAAGGAGGUGUUUGAAAAUUAUGAUAGGGAUAUGAUUGAGAGGGGAAGUAAAGCGGCGUUGCAGGCGCUGGAAGAGGCCGAGUUGGCGAUGGAUGCUACGAGUGUGGAGAAGAUGUUGAUGGUUAGGAAGGGGCAUGGGAGAAGUGUUUAG
This is a messenger RNA of Sordaria macrospora k-hell, 1344 nucleotides long. RefSeq lists its product as uncharacterized. The record is from RefSeq and is a predicted model, not a curated record. NCBI's taxonomy places the organism in Eukaryota, Fungi, Ascomycota, Sordariomycetes, Sordariales, Sordariaceae. Gene Ontology annotation, molecular function: FAD binding.